Messenger RNA from Vigna radiata var. radiata (mung bean), 1490 nucleotides. RefSeq names its product pollen-specific protein SF21. Bases 144 to 1202 code for a protein of 352 amino acids. Lineage: Eukaryota; Viridiplantae; Streptophyta; Magnoliopsida; Fabales; Fabaceae. The transcript has 11 exons. The record is from RefSeq and is a predicted model, not a curated record.
UCUAUUUCUUUCUUCAACCUCAAAACUAAAAGGAUUAACAUAACCAUAAUACAAAAAAAAAAAUAUAAAAGGAGCAAGAGAGAGAAACACCUACAAAGGGGAAUUGGUGGGUGGAGGCUUUUCGUCAUUAGGGAGAGGCUUCCAUGUUCACCACAGCCAUGCCAGAAUCCAUUGAUUCCGUUUCAUUCGACAUGGAGAAGAUCUACCUCGGUGGAAAGGAGCAUCAUAUUCGAACUGGCUGUGGUUCUGUGUCUGUCAUAGUAUAUGGGGAUCCUGACAAACCAGCUCUGAUCACCUAUCCGGAUUUGGCCCUAAACUAUAUGUCAUGUUUCCAAGGAUUAUUUUUCUGUCCAGAGGCAGCUUCUUUACUGCUUCACAACUUCUGCAUAUAUCAUAUCAGUCCUCCCGGACAUGAGUUGGGAGCAGCUGCAAUUUGUUGCGAGGAUCCUGUUCCUUCUGCUGAAGACUUAGCAGAUCAAAUAAUCGAGAUCCUCAACUAUUUUGGGCUUGGUGCAGUGAUGUGUAUGGGAGUGACAGCUGGUGCUUAUAUCCUUACUCUUUUUGCUAUAAAAUAUAGAGAGCGUGUUCUUGGUUUAAUACUAGUUUCUCCCUUAUGCAAAGCACCGUCUUGGACUGAAUGGUUUUAUAACAAGGUGAUGUCAAACUUGUUAUAUUUCUAUGGUAUGUGUGGCUUGCUGAAAGAGUGUUUACUUCAGCGAUACUUCAGCAAGGAAGUUCGCGGUAACGUUGCAGUUGCAGAAUCAGAGAUAGUUCAAGCCUGCAGAAAACUGCUGGAUGAGAGAAAGAGAACAAACGUUUUGCGGUUUCUUCAAGCAAUUAAUCAGAGGCCUGAUAUUUCAGAUGGAUUGAAAAGAUUAAAAUGCCGAACACUUAUUUUUGUUGGAGACAGUUCUCCUUUCCAUUCAGAGGCUCUAUACAUGACUUCAAAACUUGAUAGGAGAUACAGUGCCUUGGUUGAGGUGCAGGCUUGUGGAUCGAUGGUUACAGAAGAACAGCCACAUGCAAUGCUGAUACCAAUGGAGUACUUUUUCAUGGGGUAUGGGCUUUAUAGACCAACCCAUUUCAGUGACAGCCCAAGAAGCCCACUGAGCCCAUCGUGCAUCUCUCCUGAGCUCCUUUCACCGGAAAGCAUGGGACUGAAGCUGAAGCCCAUAAAGACUCGUGUUUCACUGAAGGUUUGAACAUAAUGAUGAUGAUGAUGAUGAUAAAAAAACCUUUGACUUUUGUAAUUGGAAGAAGUUUAUCUUGAAAUUUUUUCAUUGUUAAGAGAGGGGAGGGAUGGAAAAAAGUUGUGUAGAUAGAAGUGAAGGGCAUGGAAAGAAUACGUCCGUGAAAUACAUAUAAAACCUGAAAAUAGGUAAGAGAAGUCGCAUGGUGAUUCAUUUGUAGGUUUGUCUUCAAUAAAGGAAUCGUUGAGCUGUAUCUGUAAAUUCCAGAUGGACUAUUAAUUUAUUUAUCAUUUGUUAAGA